AUGACAGACACGAACGAGACCGGCGAAGUACGCUGCAGUCCAUGCGGUGGUAGUGUCGGCGUACUGUCACAGGCACUACUACGGGUGUUCGUUAGCAAACUGACCAAGAGUGUCGGACUGCGUGGAGUGAGAGCCUCGCGACAGUGCUUGGUUUGGUGGAGGCGACACGACGGCGCGCACUGGCAACGUCGCAGCACGCCGUCGCCAGACGGGAGCAGGGGGGCAUAA
Molecule: messenger RNA, 228 nt
Organism: Acanthoscelides obtectus
Lineage: Eukaryota; Metazoa; Arthropoda; Insecta; Coleoptera; Chrysomelidae
Source: the annotation of a GenBank genome assembly